This is a messenger RNA of Lasiodiplodia theobromae, 1539 nucleotides long. Its product is annotated as Transglutaminase. The record is from RefSeq and is a predicted model, not a curated record. Bases 1 to 1539 code for a protein of 512 amino acids. The transcript has 2 exons. Gene Ontology annotation, molecular function: peptide-N4-(N-acetyl-beta-glucosaminyl)asparagine amidase activity. NCBI's taxonomy places the organism in Eukaryota, Fungi, Ascomycota, Dothideomycetes, Botryosphaeriales, Botryosphaeriaceae. Gene Ontology annotation, biological process: glycoprotein catabolic process; protein quality control for misfolded or incompletely synthesized proteins; protein deglycosylation. Gene Ontology annotation, cellular component: cytosol; nucleus.
AUGCGUACCAGCGUAACCCCUCGAGACACCCCAGUUGUGGCCUACACCGGAUUCGGAACAGCUACACGCGGGAUACUCUCGGGUACGCCCACCAUCAUGACUCUCCCCGGAGGUAAGAAGACGCAAGAGCUCUGGUCAGUAAAGUUGGACGGCAUCGUGUCCGAGGGGGACUGCGGCUCCAUCGUCGUCAACGAGGAGACCGGCAACCUUGAAGGCCACAUUGUUGCCGGAAGUCCAGGCUCUGGUAAUGCCUACAUCAUACCGGCGCAUGGCGUCCUGCAGGAUAUACGGAGGAGGCUUUCAUCACGACUUCAAAUCUGGAACCGCUUUUCCCGUUGCACACCGAGGGUACCGACGACAGCCAUAAGCGGCAGUGAAGCUUCUGCGUUGACGAGAACUUUCCGCGAAAACCUGAGUGAAGCGCGGAAGGCGAAGUUGACUAAGGCACGCCGAACCUCACCACUGUCACCGCUGCAAUCUCAACCUCCCAUCAUCCAUAAUAUACCAAUCAGCCCACAGCAACCACAGAGUCAAAAGUCGAUCAGAUUCAAGGACCUGUUGUGGUCACUCUCGAGCAAACCGUUUCAGUGGAACAACCCGGAUCUACUCGACGAGGCGCUCUCCCAAUUGCCACUGGAGAUGCUCCACCGACAAGCAGAGAAGGAGUUCGAGGUCGUCCGCUCCGACGCCAAAGCACAUUCACCAGCCCGGCGCCCCAUUCUGGGUUUCGAGGAUUGUGUCAUCAAAGCGUUGCUGAGGUGGUUCAAGAGAUCUUUCUUCCAGUGGGUCGACAAUCCUACCUGUUCGAUCUGCCGCAGUAAAACCACCGGGAUCGGAAUGGCUGUACCACAGGCUGAGGAGCUGGCUGGCGGUGCAAGAGCCGUCGAGGCUUACCGCUGCGAGAACAGAUACUGUGGCAACUUCGAACGGUUUCCGCGGUAUAACGACCCGUUUGUGCUCAUGCGUACCAGACGGGGGCGGUCGGGAGAAUGGACUCAAUGCUUCUCAAUGCUUUGCCACGCGCUUGGAGCCAGGGUGAGAUUGGUGUGGAAUGCGGAAGACCACGUUUGGACCGAGGUGUACUCGAAGCACCAGAAGAGAUGGAUACACGUGGAUGCUCAUGCAGAAGCUUGGGAUGAACCCAGGAUCUAUUGUGAAGGGUGGGGCAAAAGAUUGUCAUACUGUAUCGCCUUCUCCAAAGACGGCGCCACGGAUGUGACUAAGCGUUAUGUCCGUGGCCAGCGGUUUGCACUCGAAAGGAAGCGAGCAUCUGAGGCUGAGCUCAUCCACACCCUGGGAGAAAUCCGUAGUGCAAAACAGAAGGAUAUGUCUGCGGAGCAGCAACAGCGCUUGAUGCUGGAAGACAGGGCUGAGCAGGCUGAGCUCCAGAAAUUUAUCUGGGAUCAGAUAAUGCAAGACCUUUGCAAGCUUGACGUAGGCAAGGCCGGCUCUACCCGCACAAAUCAACCAGACCCAGACGCAGAACGAACCAACGCAAUGAAAAGGUGGAGGCUCUCAGACAACGUGGUGAUAGGGUAA